AUGGCUCCUUUGCAACAGCAGCAGCAGGAGCAGCCAUUCCCAGAAGCCAAUGCUGAAGCCAUCAGCUUCCUCAACUCCUUCCGGCUAGAGGAUAUGCUUCUGUUUUUCCCGGAGACUCUGGCCAUCCUCUCAGACACAGGGGAACCUCAGGGAGAGUUGACCAUUGAAGUACAGAAGGGGAAGUACAAAGACGACCUGGGGAUCCUGACCGGCUGCCUGCUGGUACAUGCCUCUAGCCGUGGCUUCCUAGACAAGUCACUAUGUGGAAGCUCCCUCCUAGGCUACCUAAACGAGAAUCUGGAGUUAAUAGAGCAGCACAGUCAGGAGUUCAUCAAGUUUCCUAUCCUCCCCAUGGAAAGGAAGACGAGUGUCCUGAAGCGGGAUGACCAGUUCGUUGUGACCAGAAGUGUCAAGGAGGGUGAGGAAACGAAGACUGGAGUCUCUGUUUUCCCCUGUAAAUCACUCAAGGGCUUUGUCUCCAGUGCCACCAAUGUGGUGCUGCUGAGAGUGAUGGCCUGGCAGCAGUCGGUGCCCAGCGGGGCUCGCUUCCUAGCCUUGGACUCGGAGGGCAAGCUCUGCCAUUGCACCUAUAAAUCCCUGGGUUUCCAGACAAUCCACGUGGGCAACCAGCAGGCUGAAAUGUUCAUCGUGGAGCAAACCAUACACUCUGAAGAGGGCAUCCCCUUCUCCUGCCAAUUCUACUUGCUCUCUGAUGGGCACCUGGCUAAGAGAGUUCAGGUGGGCUCUCCAGGAUGUUGCAUCAUCACCAAGAUGCCCCUCAUAAGGGAGGAGGAUGUGAUUGAGUCUCCGCCCACGUUUGAUCAGAAGCCCCUGGUGUGGGAGGAAGAUCUGGAGCUUUACUCAAAAUUCCUGGACCGGAAGGAGCAGCUGCGCCACAGCCACACCAGCUAUCUGCGGCAGCACCCCGAGGCCCAAGCGCUGAUCUCCGACUUCCUGCUGUUCCUGUUGCUCCGCCGGCCGGAAGACGUGGUCACCUUCGCCGCCGAGCACUUCGGGCCCUUUGCAGCCCUGCGCUCGCCUAUCCCAGCCCUGCGAUCCUCACACCAGCCCAGCCCUUUCCGCACUCUGGAGUACGAGGAGGAGGAGGAGGAGGAAGAAGAGGAGGAAGAAGAGGAGGAAGAAGAGGAAGAAGAGAGAGUCGAAGAAGAGGAAGAGGAGAUAGAAGAGGAUGACUACUUGUACAUCGAGGAGGAUGAAGACAUCGAGGACGACAUCUACUAUGACAGUUAUUAUGACAACUACGAAGACGUUGACAAUUACGAUGAUGAAGACAAUUAUCAUGAUGAUGACAAUGUUGACGACAAUGACGAUGUUGACAAUUAUGAUGAUGACGACGACGACAACAACAACGAUGAUAUUAUCGACGACAAUGACGAUGAUGUCGACGAAGUCAAAGUCAAAGUUGACAACGUCAAUGUUGACAAUGACAACGAUGAUGUCAACAGUGACAAUGUCGAUGUUGAUAAUGAUAACAACAACCAGGGUUUGGAUCCCGAAAAGGACUAGGUGGAUGGCUGGAAGCGGGAGACUGGGACUGGCUGGGGCUGCGGCCUCAGUGGGAGUUAAGCAGGAUCCUUUCCGGGUGCUACACUGCCAGCAGGGACUAUAUUUAGCCAACUCUUCUUGCAAAAAAUGGGAAGUUUUAAUUUCGUUUACCCAGCAAGUUUCAUCUUUUCUUCCUAGAGUCUAUUUUCACAGUUAUUUCAGAGAAAAUAAAAUUAAGGCCUGUGGCCAGA
This is a messenger RNA of Grammomys surdaster, 1757 nucleotides long. RefSeq names its product ciliogenesis associated TTC17 interacting protein (gene Catip). Bases 1 to 1527 code for a protein of 508 amino acids. The transcript has 10 exons. Lineage: Eukaryota; Metazoa; Chordata; Mammalia; Rodentia; Muridae. The record is from RefSeq and is a predicted model, not a curated record. Gene Ontology annotation, biological process: cilium organization; actin filament polymerization.